CUCAAUUCGCUGACUUCAUACUCUCUACAGAUGCAGAAUCUGGACCAAAUCUCUCACCCGACCCAUGAACCUUGGUGAAUACUCAGCCUAAAUGACAACCCCUCGUAUAGAGGAGUUUUUCUCAAUUUAUAUGCAGCGAAGCAGAGACCUUAUGCACACUUAUAUAUAGAGCUCAAUGGAGCUUCCCCGGCCGUGAGAGAUUUCGAAUCAUUAUAUACCCUCCCAAAAUAGCUGUAAAAGUCAGAAUGUUGCGUAGACUUAGCCUAUUGGCACUGGCGGGCCUUGUUUCUCGCUCGGCCCAGCAGAGCUGCGCGGCCGUAUAUGGCCAAUGUGGAGGUAUUGGAUGGUCCGGGGCGACAUGCUGUGUUUCUGGUGUACAAUGCAGCGCGCUGAACGACUAUUAUUCUCAAUGCGUCCCAUCGACUGGUGGCAACGGCCCUACUGGAUCAUCGUCUUUAGCUACCUCGAUCCCUCACUCUCAAUCGUCGUCCUCAGCUUCCUCGAUCCCUCACUCUCAAUCAUCAUCUGUGGGACAGUCAACCGGCGUGUCCACAUAUACCACCACUGAUACCUCUACUGUUGCUCUCCAUUCACAGUCUCCUUACCCAAGUAUUGCUGCGUCCAGCUGCGGCGCAUGGACCCUGGUUGAUAAUGUGUGCUGUCCAUCAUACUGUGCCACCGAUGAUACCUCAGAGAGCUGCACCUGCAGUGACUGCACUACACCACCUUCGGCAGAUUGCAAAUCCGGAACUAUGUAUCCAGAAGUCCACACAGUUAGCACUAACGAAACUUGGCAUUAUAGUAGAUCUACUCACUUCGGGUUAACUAGCGGCGGAGCUUGUGGCUUCGGCCUCUACGGUUUAUGCACAAAAGGCAGUGUUACAGCGAACUGGACCGACCCAAUGCUUGGUACAACUUGUGAUGCUUUUUGUACGGCGUACCCUCUGCUCUGCAAAGAUCCUGCGGGCACCACUCUUCGCGGAAAUUUUGCGGCGCCAAAUGGAGACUAUUACACGCAGUUCUGGCCUUCUCUGGCAGGCGAUCUUGAUAACUACCUUUCUUGCGGUGAAUGUAUCGAACUUAUCCAGACGAAACCUGAUGGCACCGACUAUGCUGUAGGAGAAGCUGGCUAUACAGAUCCAAUCACCCUGGAAAUCGUAGACAGCUGCCCCUGUAGCGCGAACUCCAAGUGGUGCUGUGGUCCCGGCGCUGAUCACUGUGGAGAGAUCGAUUUCAAAUACGGCUGUCCUCUUCCUGCUGGCAGUAUUCAUCUUGAUCUCUCUGAUAUUGCCAUGGGCCGAUUACAGGGCAAUGGUUCUCUCAAUAAUGGUGUCAUUCCAACACGUUAUAGGAGAGUACAAUGCCCCAAGCUUGGUAAUGUGUAUAUAUGGCUUCGGAAUGGUGGAGGGCCGUACUAUUUCGCACUCACCGCUGUCAACACCAAUGGGCCUGGGUCUGUCACAAAGAUCGAGGUUAAAGGCUCAGAUUCAAGCACUUGGGUCCCCCUUGAGCAUGACCCCAACUACACCAGUAGCCGUCCACAAGAACGCUAUGGUAGCUGGGUAAUCCCGCAGGGAUCGGGGCCUUUCAAUCUGCCGGUUGGAGUUCGUUUGACUAGCCCAACAGGAGAGCAAAUUGUUAACGAGCAAGCUAUAAAAACUUUCACCCCACCAGCGACAGCAGACCCCAACUUCUAUUACAUUGACAUUGGGGUACAAUUUAGUAAGAAUUGAAAGUAUAUAGCAACGUAGGAUGUUCUUGGUGAUAGUUCUGUUAAUACAGCAGUGAUACUCA
Molecule: messenger RNA, 1794 nt
Organism: Trichoderma asperellum CBS 433.97
Lineage: Eukaryota; Fungi; Ascomycota; Sordariomycetes; Hypocreales; Hypocreaceae
Biological process (GO): carbohydrate metabolic process
Cellular component (GO): extracellular region
Molecular function (GO): cellulose binding
Source: RefSeq, a predicted model, not a curated record